Molecule: messenger RNA, 7731 nt
Organism: Coregonus sp. 'balchen'
Lineage: Eukaryota; Metazoa; Chordata; Actinopteri; Salmoniformes; Salmonidae
Source: the annotation of a GenBank genome assembly
AUGCUUUGGAAGCAGUCACCAUGCCACUUCUACAGUACUGUUGGUGGUAACACCUGGUUUUGUGCCACCACAGAGGUGCUUCUGGACCCGUGCCGGACGUGGUGCCCGUCGUCGUCGUGCCAGGCAGUGUGCCAACUGAAGGAGAUGGAGGUGGCGCUGCCCCAGCUGGUGCAGUGUGCCGUGUGCACCCUGGAGUUCUGCUCGGCCUGCAAGGCUAACUGGCACCCCGGGCAGGUCUGCUCACCCCAGGAGAACAACCUGCCCAUCACCGCUUUCCUACCCGGAGAGACCAGGUAUGGAACUGGACUGUCUCCUCUUCCUUCAUCAUAUCAAUCACUUCCUCUCCUCCCCAUCACUUCCUUGAUAUCCGUAGAGACCAGGUAUAAAUAGAGCUGGAGUUUUUCCUCAUCUUCUUCCUCCUCUGUCUUCACUGUCUCAAUCACUCUCUCCUCCCCAUCACCUCCUCAAGCAAGUUGAAAGAGGUUAGACUCUGUGACCAUUGAAUGACAUUUCAUCCCAAAAAGCAUACAGUCUUAUUCAAUCAAUGAGGGUAACUGGCUUUCCGCAAUAAGUCACACUGUAAACAUUGCAUUGUUGAGACUAUAAACUCAUACGUUUGACAGGAAUAAUGUCCUUAUCCUGGAAACCCUGGUGCCAUUAUCCAUACACACACGUACACUCACACACACAUGCACGAGCACCCACACACAACACACACACACACACACACACACAAACAGCUCGUAGUUGUUUUCUCUUAGUGUUGUUGAUGAUCUGCCCUCAUCUGCUCUCACCCCUCUACUGAGGACACUGUGAGGACACAGCCUCUGGUCCCCGUGGGAACCUGUAUUUACCACCCUGGAUACCAGCCUAGCUACCGCUGUGUUGAUAUCUCCAUGAAGCCAGCUGCUCUCAUGCAUAACCAUCUAGUCACUAGUCAUCUAAUACCUUCUAGUGCAUAUUUAAUAUGACUGAGUGUAUUGGCUGGUGAUAGAGCUGGGACCCACUGGGUCAGAUAAGGCUAGCCGGGGUUGACCAAGGUCACAGAGGAAGUCAUAAUAUGUCAAUAUAAGGAGCCAAUAGAAGUAAUGGCCGUAACUGUUGCCAACCUGCAUUUGGACUAUUCAUCUACUUAAACUAUAGAAUGUGGUGGCCCAGUGGUAAAGCUACACUACAUGACCAAAAGUAUGUAGACACCUGCUUGUCGAACAUCUCAUUCCAAAAUCAUGGGCAUUAAUAUGGAGUUGUUCCCCCCUUUACUGCUAUAACAGCCUCCACUCUUCUGGGAAGGCUUUCCACUAGAUGUUGGAACAUUGCUGCAGGGACUUGCUUCCAUUCAGCCACGAGCCAAACCCAGAUUCGUCCGUCAGACUGCCAGAUGGUGAAGCGUGAUUAUAACUCCAGAGAACGUGUUUCCCCAUGCUCCAGAGUCCAAUGGCGGCGAGCGUUACACCACUCCAGCUGAUGCUUGGCAAUGCUCAUGGUGAUCUUAGGCUUGUGUGCGGCUGCUCGGCCAUGGAAACCCAUUUCAUGAAGCUCCCGACGAACAGUUCUUGUGCUGACGUUGCUUCCAGAGGCAGUUUGGAACAGUAGUGAGUGUUGCAACCUAGGACAGACUGUUUUUACGCGCUACACACUUCAGUACUCUGCAGUCCCGUUCUGUGAGCUUGUAUGGUCUACCACUUCCAGCACUUCCAGUUGACCGGGGCAGCUCUAACAGGGCAGAAAUUUGACGAACUGACUUGUUGGAAAGGUGGCAUCCUAUGACGGUGCCACGUUAAAAGUCACUGAGCUCUUCAGUAAGGCCAUUCUACUACCUAUGUUUGUCUAUGGAGAUUGCCUGGCUGUGUGCUCGAUUUUAUACACCUGCCAGCAACGGGUGUGGCGGAAAUACCCGAAUCCACUAAUUUGAAGGGGUGUCCACAUACUUUUGUAUAUGUUGUGUAUCUAUAUGUAAAGCGAGAGAGAGGGUUGUGGAGUUGUCAUCAGAUGUCACGAAAGGCCCCAGUGGUUUAAAGGGAAAGUUCAGGAUUUUACAACUUAAUGUUAGAUGGUUCCUCACCUUGAAAGUAGUCUGUGGGCCAGAAGAAACUGUAAUCCAUAGUUCGGUUUUCUCUAAACAGCCACAACAAACUUCAUCUAUCUUGAGCCAUGGAUUACAGUUUUUCCUGGCCCAUAGAGUACUUUUAAGGUGAGGAACCAUCUAACAUCAUUGUAAAAUCCUGAACUUCUCCUUUAAAUUCUGCAGCCUCCUCUCUCUCUCUCUCUCUCUCCCAACGUCAGGACUCCAAGUAUGGCUUGGAUGUUUCUUACUACGAUUACUGUAUAUACUGCACUUAUCUAAACAACGAGCUCUGGAGUACGUCCUUCUAACUCCCCUUCAAGAGUGUGGAAGUGAAAUUAGAGUCUCUUAAUUCGAAUGGACUCCACGUACACUAUUAGCCCGAUCUGCACCCAGCUGACAUAUGCAGCAAUUACCGCAAAGGGCAAAUGUAUUACUCCGUGGACCAUUCCCAUUUUGCACGGAUCUUGCUGCCAUUUUGCUGAUAAGAUUUUUUGUUUGUUCUCUCCCUUGCCAUUCCUCUAACGUAACAGCCAGCAUUCAGGAGAAGGUAUUUUACCUUCUGAUCUUUAGUCUGUAUUCCAUUACAUUCAGGCCUCUAUCCCUUUCCUUCCAGAGUAAAAGCUAGAAUCCGAAAGUCCUGUUUUGUUACAAAAUGGCUGCCAGGGUAUCAAAUGAAGUAGGACGUGAGAGGUGUGCCAUAAUUCACUCUGGCCAGAUGCGAUCAAUAGCCGGAGAAUUGGCUCAGAAAAUGAAUGGGCUUGUUCUCUGUCCGCCUCUUUGAGACUUGAGAGGACAGCCGACAGCAUCACCUGCUCUCCUUUCUGGCCUUCAAGUGUCAGCAGCACUCAGGAAAAAACAAGAAAAGGACACAGAAGACCUGCCUUUAAGAUGAAAAGAACAAAAAAAAGCCUGAAAGAAAGGCAGAGACUAGCACACUUCACAUUUCUCAUUUUGUUUGCAUUGCAAGUGUUAAGAGAAAAUGCUGUUGAUGUUUAUAGCAAGCUUAGAUAUAUUGUACAGUCACAAAGGCAGUUCAAGCUCUGUGGCAUGAUGAACUGUAUGAGUGGAUAUUCUCUGGUGGCAUUCUGGAUCUCUGUCUUUGCUCAUUUUUUCAACCGUAAAACACUGAACAUUGCUCUCUCUCACCGUGUCUCCUCAGCUCCUUCUACAAGAGUGACGAUGACGAUGGUCCCAUCAAGCGCUGUCCCAAGUGUAAGGUGUACAUCGAGAGGGAUGAGGGCUGUGCCCAGAUGAUGUGCAAGAACUGCAAACAUGCCUUCUGCUGGUACUGUCUGGAGUCACUGGACGUGAGUAGAGAACCUUGUCACACGCACACGCACCCCUUUCUGGUGGUACUUUCUGGAGCCCCUGGAUAUGAGUCGAACGUAGUCCCAAUGUUUGCCUAAAACUCAUAACUGCUGCUGCAACAUGUUCUUAUAGAAUAAUACAUGUUUAUCUUUGCAAAGGAGUUUUAAUUUCCUUUUCAGUAUGUUGGACCUGACUUCAAUACAGCAGUCUGAAAUAUGCAUAGAAUUCACUCUGUGCAUAUUUCUCAAGUCUGGUGUUAGAAAUGUGAGCAGUGAUCCAAUGUGUUAUCAGGGAAUAACAGCACUGCAGGAGGUGUGAUAAGGCUGUAGGCUGAUGUAUUUCCAAAUCCAAACACGUUUUUAUGAUGUUUGAUACAAGACAAUGGAACUGAAACUGAGGGGUUUUAUCUGUGCUUGUAGGAAGCUAGGAGGCUUUACUGGCAGUGUCUUAAGUAAAUCCUAAUUGCAGACCACAGGCGAUCUAGACCGCACUGGUAAUUUAAAAGCAAUUUUCUCCCAGCAGCUGCUCCUAUCUCUCAGUAUUAAUGAUAGAUCAUUCUUCCCCCUCUCUCCCUCUUUCUGUGCAUGUGUGUGCAUGUGUCCCUUUGUAUGCAUGUGUGUGUGUGAUACAGGAUGACUUCCUCCUGAUUCACUAUGACAAAGGGCCCUGUCGAAACAAACUGGGCCACUCCAGGGCGUCUGUCAUCUGGCACAGAACACAGGUGAGUAAAGUUAGUGUGCCCACUUUUCUCCUUUGUCUCACUCUCUCACUCACUCACUCACUCACUCACUCACUCACUCACUCACUCACUCACUCACUCACACCUACACACCUACACACCUACACACUCACACCUACACACCUACACACCUACACACACACACACACACACACACACACACACACACAGGACUUCCCCUUUGUCUGCAGCAUGUGCCAGGGCACAUGCACACACUUUUCCCCUCACUCAAACACUUCCACACACACACACAUACACGCAUACAGACACACACAUGUUCAACGUGAAUAAACAUGGAUGGUGCUCUGUGAAAACACUAGUCGGUAGGAGAGCACAGCUUGGUCGACGUGCUCUGGGUGUUGGCCCAUUUAUUGUUCGUUUCCAGCAUUACUUUCUUAUUGUUGAUUUCCUUCUGUGUAUAAUAUGUGAACAUUUGCCCGUCACUUAUGGGUUAUAGUAAUGCCUUUACUUUGGUACAAUCUCUUCAGCAAAACAUGUGACACAGGCUGCUCAAUAUUAUUUUGUGGUACUGGUAAGAUAUUAUGUUACAACAUACAUAAUGCAUGCCAUACAGUGGGGAAAGAAAGUAUUUAGUCAGCCACCAAUUGUGCAAGUUCUCCCACUUAAAAAGAUGAGAGAGGCCUGUAUUUUUCAUCAUAGGUACACGUCAACUAUGACAGACAAAUUGAGAAUUUUCUUUCCAGAAAAUCACAUUGUAGGAUUUUUAAUGAAUUUAUUUGCAAAUUAUGGUGGAAAAUAAGUAUUUGGUCACCUACAAACAAGCAAGAUUUCUGGCUCUCACAGACCUGUAACUUCUUCUUUAAGAGGCUCCUCUGUCCUCCACUCGUUACCUGUAUUAAUGGCACCUGUUUGAACUUGUUAUCAGUAUAAAAGACACCUGUCCACAACCUCAAACAGUCACACUCCAAACUCCACUAUGGCCAAGACCAAAGAGCUGUCAAAGGACACCAGAAACAAAAUUGUAGACCUGCACCAGGCUGGGAAGACUGAAUCUGCAAUAGGUAAGCAGCUUGGUUUGAAGAAAUCAACUGUGGGAGCAAUUAUUAGGAAAUGGAAGACAUACAAGACCACUGAUAAUCUCCCUCGAUCUGGGGCUCCACGCAAGAUCUCACCCCAUGGGGUCAAAAUGAUCACAAGAACGGUGAGCAAAAAUCCCAGAACCACACGGGGGGACCUAGUGACUGACCUGCAGAGAGCUGGGACCAAAGUAACAAAGCCUACCAUCAGUAACACACUACGCCGCCAGGGACUCAAAUCCUGCAGUGCCAGACGUGUCCCCCUGCUUAAGCCAGUACAUGUCCAGGCCCGUCUGAAGUUUGCUAGAGUGCAUUUGGAUGAUCCAGAAGAGGAUUGGGAGAAUGUCAUAUGGUCAGAUGAAACCAAAAUAUAACUUUUUGGUAAAAACUCAACUCGUCGUGUUUGGAGGACAAAGAAUGCUGAGUUGCAUCCAAAGAACACCAUACCUACUGUGAAGCAUGGGGGUGGAAACAUCAUGCUUUGGGGCUGUUUUUCUGCAAAGGGACCAGGACGACUGAUCCGUGUAAAGGAAAGAAUGAAUGGGGCCAUGUAUCGUGAGAUUUUGAGUGAAAACCUCCUUCCAUCAGCAAGGGCAUUGAAGAUGAAACGUGGCUGGGUCUUUCAGCAUGACAAUGAUCCCAAACACACCGCCCGGGCAACGAAGGAGUGGCUUCGUAAGAAGCAUUUCAAGGUCCUGGAGUGGCCUAGCCAGUCUCCAGAUCUCAACCCCAUAGAACAUCUUUGGAGGGAGUUGAAAGUCUGUGUUGCCCAGCGACAGCCCCAAAACAUCACUGCUCUAGAGGAGAUCUGCAUGGAGGAAUGGGCCAAAAUACCAGCAACAGUGUGUGAAAACCUUGUGAAGACUUACAGAAAACGUUUGACCUGUGUCAUUGCCAACAAAGGGUAUAUAACAAAGUAUUGAGAAACUUUUGUUAUUGACCAAAUACUUAUUUUCCACCAUAAUUUGCAAAUAAAUUCAUAAAAAAUCCUACAAUGUGAUUUUCUGGAUUUUAUCCCCUCAUUUUGUCUGUCAUAGUUGACGUGUACCUAUGAUGAAAAUUACAGGCCUCUCUCAUCUUUUUCCCCACUGUACAUUGCGAAAUAAAGAGUCAAUUCAUCUUUUAGAAUUCUGAUUCUAAUAAUGAAUGAAAAUAUUGAUUAGAUGCUAUAUUUUCUGGUUCACCCAGUCAUCACCCAGUCAUUGUUCAGCUCUAGCUAUCUUCCAGCACAUAUCUAUUCAUAGACAAGCACAUUUCCCGUGUUUAACAGUGUUGUGAACGCUAGCGUACACACUGACAUCUGUUGCCCAGUGGGACAGGCUGAGUCAUCUGAACAUGAUUACAGCUUGUGGUACUGCACCUCCUGUAUCCAGCCCAUGCAACCUCACUGCUCCCCAAGACCUUAAAAAGCCAGGUCUCUCUCUUUAGCUCCUCAUGAAUGCAUAACACAUACAUAAAGGACCCAGGGCCCUUAUACGCAAAAGGAGUGCUGAUCUAGGAUCAGGUCCUCCCUGUCCAUGUAAUCUUAUUAAUUAUGGAAAAAACAGAUCCUAGAUCGGCACUCCUACUCAGACAUUUUAUGAAUAAAGGCCCAAAUAUAUUAGGGCAAAUUCUGCCUUUAUGAAAGCUCAGCCUCUGUGUGUUCUGUUUUUGCCUCUGUAUCUGAUUUCAAAUCAGUUUUGAGAUUGGAGCUGAGGGGGUUGUAUCCACUAGGGAUGCCAUAGGAGGAAUGAAGGUCACCUCUCUCUAUGCUUACUGUUCUCAGACCAGACAUUGUCUAUUAUAUAUGGUAGCUUUGUCAGGGUUUGUUGAUCUGAGCAAAUAGGAUAUCAUGUUAAUAUAGGUAUACCGGUGCAACUAAAGGUUCAUGGGGUGCUCGUCUGGGUAAAUAAUGUGAUUACUAAGACCUCCAAAAAGAGGGAAGUAAACAGAAAUACCAGAGAAUGGAUCCCAACAACAGUAUGUAUCUAUGCAUGGAGCUAUUUUAUUAAAAAGUAUUUGGCCUGCCCCAGGGUGAUCCCCAAAAUGACUCUCCUCCUGCUCUGACACGGGCAGAAGGCCAUUAAGUUAUUCUAAGAAGGCAGUAUUGUGUGUAAUUGCUACUUUCGAAUGCCAUUUUGUAGCUGAGAAGAUGUUUCUGCUCGUAUAUGAUGCCCCCAUGUGGUGAGAUGGGUGACUUGCACUACAAAGAUAGAAAAUAACUCGCACGGAUUAUGAUCAAGCCAAACAAGAGAACAAGUUUUGAGAAGGAAAACUGAUUUGGUGUGUAUUAUCUUGUUAAGGGAUCUCUCAUAUGCUAGUCCUCUUUUCAAAGUACUUUCUAUAUAGUGCCAUACGUGUUCUUCCUCAUUGAUAUUUUUGCAAUGUAGCUGAACGAACACUGUCGUAUUUGCUGUUGCCUCUGUUGUCUUGUUGCAGUCUCUUACUCUAUCCUCUCUCUCUUUCCCAAGGUGGUGGGGAUCUUCGCUGGCUUCGGCCUUCUCCUGCUGGUGGCCUCCCCCUUUCUCCUCCUGGCCACGCCCUUUGUCCUCUGCUGUAAGUGCAAGUGCAGCAAAGGGGACGACGACCCCCUGCCCACCUAA